AACGCAGACGGGCGACGGCGGAGUCCGAGCCGCCAGCCCCUCCGCGUCCUCGGCCCGGGCCGGGCUGGAGCCGCCGGGGACCAUGGUGUUGGACCAAGAGGACGGUGUGCCGAUGCUCUCCGUCCAGCCCAAAGGGAAGCAGAAGGGCUGCGCGGGCUGCAACCGCAAGAUCAAGGACCGCUACCUGCUGAAGGCACUGGACCAGUACUGGCACGAGGAUUGCCUCAAGUGCGCCUGCUGUGACUGCCGCCUGGGCGAGGUGGGCUCCACGCUCUACACCAAGGCCAACCUCAUCCUGUGCCGGCGCGACUACCUGAGGCUCUUCGGCACCACAGGAAACUGCGCUGCCUGCAGUAAGCUGAUUCCAGCCUUCGAGAUGGUGAUGCGGGCCCGGGACAACGUAUAUCACCUUGACUGCUUCGCCUGCCAGCUCUGCAACCAGAGAUUUUGUGUGGGAGACAAAUUCUUCCUGAAGAACAACAUGAUCUUGUGUCAGAUGGACUAUGAGGAGGGGCAGCUUAAUGGCACCUUUGACUCCCACGUUCAGUAACGCCUGGCACCUGGCCUCCAGGCCCAUCUGUCUGUCCAUCCACCCGCCUGCCCACCCGCCUGGCCGGCCAGCCGCUCUCCUGUCGAUCAGAACUCCUCCGUCCUCGAUGGGAAGGACAACCCUCCUUCUGCCGCUGCCCGUCUGUGUGUGACCCCUCCUGGGGCCAGGCUGGGCCUGUACAGUCUGUCUUCUGUAUAUAAAUGGGAACAUUUAUUUUAUGAGAAAUGUAAUGCGAUUUUAUUACUGGCGUGGAUUAAACUUAUGAAUGUUU
Messenger RNA from Dama dama (fallow deer), 821 nucleotides. RefSeq names its product LIM domain only 1 (gene LMO1). The record is from RefSeq and is a predicted model, not a curated record. The transcript has 4 exons. NCBI's taxonomy places the organism in Eukaryota, Metazoa, Chordata, Mammalia, Artiodactyla, Cervidae. Gene Ontology annotation, biological process: positive regulation of transcription by RNA polymerase II. The coding region runs from base 83 to 550 and encodes 155 amino acids. Gene Ontology annotation, cellular component: nucleus. Gene Ontology annotation, molecular function: DNA-binding transcription factor binding; transcription coactivator activity.